GGAAAAAUGUCGAGAGAGAAAAGCCCGUCCUGCUUAUGUCUAUUUUAAUGUUGCGUGUGAGUGAUUAUCCACAAUGAAUAUGGAUAUGCUUUUUUUUCUCAGAUGAAAAUAGAGAAUGACCUCCUCGCUUGCUUGAAGCCUCCUUGUCACGAUUAUAGGUCGCUAAUUAUAGCAUACAAUUUCGCACGCAGACGAUAAGGAUGAUGGCGAAACCACCCGGGAAGCAGCACCUCGAUCUGCUGAUCGCUGGGCGAUCACGCUUCGUUCAUGCUCUGCAAUCGCCAGCGCUGCAGCAACGACCUAAGCAUCACGACUACCAUGCUUUGGCAAGGACGUUGCAGUCUUGCUUUUGUCCCUCCUCGUCAUCAUUGACACCGUCAACAUCAGCAGCUAGUGCCACCGCCAAAACAUCACGAAGACAUUACUCGAUAUCUUCCGCACAUGCACAGGCCAAGGAGGACGCCACGUUGGCAGUAGAGGACGACGACGGAUCUUCUAUGUUGAAAGACACAGGAGCAUUGGAAGACGAUGUGCUAGAUGACGGAGGCUCAGUAUUCGAACUAGAGAUGUUUGGGGAUACAACGAGUGGAGGAUCUUCUGGAGCUUUGCAGGCGGCUGAGUAUGGAGGCACCGACGGCGGAUCCUGCAGCUAUCUGGCUCGGGGUUCAGCGGGAAGCGAGAACUUGGGGAAUAGAUACAGAAAUGAAACUAGUGCGUUGAAGACGAAACUAGGAAGACUGCUUAGCUCGAUUCCAAAAACGGUAGGUCCAGCGAGAGCCUUCGAUGCCUACAGAAGAGUCGAGAAAGGUAUGGCUUACAAUUCAGGAACACGCGCUUCAGCUUUAACGGGUACUGUCUACAGGAACCAGGAGUCGACCACACGGACUAGAACCACUGAGGAGGACAACCUCAAUAUCAUUUGGCCAUCAAAAAACAAUCAAUAAAUAUGAAUAUUCAUCACCUUCCCCUUCCAAUCCUCUUUCAUCUCCCACGAAACGAAGAAUAUGACCUUCGCUCAAUUUGAGCAGGAGUAUAGAGAAAUCAUGUUCUGGGUCAAGGUGGAGAGGGGAAACAGAGUAUCAGCGAAUCUGAGGAAACGACUGAAGCCGCAUCUCUUGCGCAAUGGAGAUAGAAGCAAACAUAUCAUUAUGGAUGACAAAGAACUACUAACUUAUCCAAGAAAGACUUUGGGCCAAAGUCGUGGUAGUUGACACCAGUUGCAUGAUUAAGUAGGCUGAAGCAAAAAACUAUGAGCAAAAUAGUACUUCUUGUGCUACUUUCAAGGGGAAUCUCAGUCUUCUAAAAGCCACAGAACACUGGUAUAUAAGAGGGAGGAUGUGGCUUGCGGGAUCGUGACCGAGCCAGAAGAUCCGGAUGACGACAAGAAGUUAGCGGAGAAGAAAAAAAAACGGUUAUGCAUAAAGAAAAUUUUCUAUUGGACCACGCACUAGCUAGCACUAGUGCAGCCACUUAGAAGUCAGCACAGGUUCAACAACAACAACAACAACACCUCUGACUGUCUUCUAAGGAAAGUCGUAGACUCUCUCGUUUACGACCGCGUGUUGGCUACGCGAUACCAAUACGAUUUUCGGCAAGCUGAGCAGUCCUUUGGGAGUGAUAAUUUUCCUUUGGGACAUGGCAGCGGGUCCAUGGACCGUGUAGCGAACGCAGCUCUGCGUGACGCUUUCCUAGAGGAGAAGCGACCGACUCUAGUUAAGGCUUCCCCUAAUCGAUCCCUUGGAAGUAUAGGGAUGAUGCCUCAAACAUAAGUAUGCUUAUGCGCCCCAAUACCAGGGGCAGGGAGAUACUUUCGCAUAUGCUUGAGGGAUUUCCACAGGGAUGAAUAGGGGAGAGCUCUAAUCUAGCGAAUGAGUUGUCGGAUUUCAAAGUGCCGUAUAUGAUGCAGAGGACCAGCCACAAGAGGCUGCUGGAUUAGGGUGUCUUGGGCUUGUCCUGUAAUGAUGUUUGGGCUUGUAUCCCCAACUAUACAGCCAUUUUUCAUUGUAUACUAUACAUCCAUUUUUCAUUAGAAGUACUUCUUAUACGUUCUUGUAGAACUAGAACAAGCCUUAGAAAUUGAGAUUAUGAUCAAUUGCAAUCCGAAAGACUAGAACAAGCCUUAGAAAUUGAGAUAAUGAUCAAUUGCAAUCCGAAAGAACCUCUCCACCACACCUGCUCUUUAACCUCCACACGUGGCGCGCAACCCAAUAGAACGCAGAGCAAUUAAUCCUGUGCUAGACUCGAUGGAGGGCUUGGUGAAAGGCAGACUCGAUGGCGACCUUCCGCCAGAAGCUGUUGAACCUCUGCUAGCCUUCCAAGGAAUCCAGACCGGUUCCUUCUGUGCCCGCACAAGAUUAAGCCAGCAAGUCGCGUCAGCGAGGAGGGCGAUGGAGGCACAACAAAGGGACCGCUCCUGUGGUCGUCUGCACGACUUUGGUGCUGGUGCUUCGUCCAGUGCUGGGAAGCCGCUGGCUUCAGAGGGUGAGGAAAGAGAAAGCGAAGGUGGAGACAAAUCCGAAAAGGAAUCUGUUGAAGACAACGAAACGUGGUCUCCCCUGGUGGAGGACGUCGAGGACAAAUCCAAGAGCUUCACUCCUUUCACUCCCGACCCGGCCAUCCCUGAACUUCUUGGGUCUCUCAAAAUGGGCAAGCCAGCUGCUGCCAUCCUCGAAGAAAUCCGGUCCAAACGCUAUCCGACGCUGCAGUGUGUCGCCAACCGACUCCCCAAGGACGGGACUUACCGAUCCCACGUCUGGGCUGUAAUUAACAUCCUAGAGCGGCAAGAAGGUUGGGAUUACCGCGAAAAGAUCAGAGCUGUCCAAACCCUGAAGGAAGUAUACGCCAAUCUAGAUCCCUCCACUGAGUGGAGAAGGAAACUGGACAAAAAGAUGCCGUUGAACACGCCAAGCAAGAGGGAGAGGAGGAAGCGAAAGCACGGUCAUCGGAGUCAAUACGUGCAACAGGUGUCUUGUGGUAAGAGGCGAACAAAAUACAGCAAAAACAGAAGACGCAUACCAAGAAAUGUGGGUCUGGUGAAGCGCUCGACGGUGGUGGAGAUUGAGUAAUCCGAGAGCCGCUUGAAGCACUGUGGACUUGCAUUUAGCUGUACACCCUACUCACUUGGUCAAUUUUGACUGCUUUUUCAUGUCUACCUCCUCUAACAUGUUGCAAGAUAAAUACGUGAGAUAAAGUGAAGUAGACAAAUAAAGCUUGUUGUGGGAGUUGACUUUUAGUCGGCUGCCAUUUAGCCUCAACGGUGACCGAGAAUGGUCUUCAUAUCAGGAGCACACACAUGACUAAG
Messenger RNA from Amoebophrya sp. A25, 3301 nucleotides. The record is from the annotation of a GenBank genome assembly. Lineage: Eukaryota; Dinophyceae; Syndiniales; Amoebophryaceae.